This is a messenger RNA of Tribolium madens (black flour beetle), 2286 nucleotides long. RefSeq names its product atypical kinase COQ8B, mitochondrial (gene Coq8). The record is from RefSeq and is a predicted model, not a curated record. Lineage: Eukaryota; Metazoa; Arthropoda; Insecta; Coleoptera; Tenebrionidae. Gene Ontology annotation, molecular function: kinase activity. Bases 363 to 2222 code for a protein of 619 amino acids. Gene Ontology annotation, cellular component: extrinsic component of mitochondrial inner membrane. Gene Ontology annotation, biological process: ubiquinone biosynthetic process. The transcript has 6 exons.
GUUUAAAGGUUUCUGGGGCUUGUCUUCGAGGAGCGCUUGUUCCGGUAGUUCUCCUGAUUCAUUUUCAACUAGUGCACUUGCUGUGUCACUCAUUUUUUAUUCUAUUAACGUAAAUAAAAAAAAUUAAUCAAGAAUAUUUUUUAAACCAGCUGAAAAUUGGGAUAACCUCGAAUUGUGGCAGGUGUCAUCUGUCACAAAAUUUUAACCUCACUUUUGCGGGUGUUUUUCAUUGAUUAUAAAUUAAUUUCUCGUUUUUUUAAUUAAAAUAGGUACGUAGAGUGUAAUUGGUUAUUAGCCUUGCCAACUAAUAGGCGGAAAUUUUUAAAACAUUGACUUUUUUGCAUUUUAUUUCAUAGUACCUAAUGUCUCGUUCUGGCGAUAUUUUGGGAAUAAUUCGCGGUUUACAGCUCGUGGUUGAGGCCGCCGCAAAAUUACACUCUUCCGAACUCAAACACAUCUGGACAAAUUCGAAUUAUCGCGUCUUAAUUCAAGACUGCAUCAACCAAAGUCGAACCAACUCAAAUAAUGUCACUAACAUCGUUUCCGAGACUGCAGACCGCGUUACCACAGUCUGCCAUGGCCUUAAAGAGUACGCCUCUAAUGCAUCUCCUAAAGAUGGUUAUUAUCAAAAUUUAAACGAUGCCAGUAAGGAAUUGAAACAGGCACAAAGGGCGGAAAGUGACAGGGCGCAAUUUCAAAUUAAAUUAACCAAAAGUGAUCAAGAAUUGUUGAAGAAGCUAGAUUUGGAACAUCAGGAGAAAUUGAGAAAAUUAGAAAUGGAACAGAGGGAAAAAUCGGAACAAGAGAAGGUGAAAAAGCAAGAUGAAGAGAAGCAAAAGGUGGAGAGCAAGAGCCAAAUGACAACAAGUCCUAACCCAAAGUCAAAAUUGAAGUUGAGUGAACACUCGAAACAACGGAAAGUACCGUCGUCAAGAAUAGGCCGAAUGCUGUCUUUUGGAGGUCUCGCGGCCGGGCUAGGGUUUGGGACAGCAACAGAAUACGCAAAAAGAACUUUUGGUUUCGGCCAAUCAGCAGACCCUUCAACUCUUUUCCUCAACCCAAACAACUUAGAUCGAAUUGUUGAUACGUUAUGUAAAGUCAGAGGAGCGGCUUUAAAGCUCGGUCAAUUGCUAAGCAUCCAAGACGACACUGUAAUCAAUCCCGAAUUGGCUAAAGCCUUAGAACGGGUCCGAAAAUCGGCCGAUUUCAUGCCAAACUGGCAAGUGGAACAAGUCAUGAGUGUCGAAUUGGGUCCAAAUUGGCGUUCUCAGUUUUCGGAAUUUGAUGAAAAACCUUUCGCUGCUGCGUCAAUCGGUCAAGUCCAUUGGGGGCGAAUUAGAGACGGACGCGAAGUCGCUAUCAAAAUACAAUAUCCGGGAGUUGCGAAAGGCAUUGAGAGUGAUAUUGAUAAUCUUGGCGGGAUUAUGAAAUUUUGGGAUGUUUUUCCCAAAGGAAUGUUCUUGGAGAAUUUAAUGCGAGUGGCGAAGAGAGAGUUAGCUUGGGAGGUUGAUUACAGGAGAGAAGCCGAGUGCACGAGAACUUUCCGACGAUUAUUAGCCCCUUACAGUGAUUACUAUGUACCUGAAGUUAUAGAUGAAUUAUCGACAAAUCAAGUGUUUACAACUGAACUCCUAGACGGGGUUCCAGUCGACCAAUUUGACAUGCCGCCCGAAGACCGGCGAUUCAUCGCCGAAAAAAUCAUAGAACUGUGUUUACUAGAGUUGCUCGAGUUCAGAUACAUGCAAACUGAUCCAAACUGGGCCAAUUUCUUAUACAACCCUAGAAAAAAACAAAUAAUGUUGCUCGAUUUUGGCGCCAGUCGUGAAUAUUCAAAACCUUUUAUGGAUCAGUACGUUAAAAUUCUCAAAGCGUCGUGUGACGCCGAUCGUGAAACGGUUUUGCAAGUCUCGAGAGAAUUGGGAUUUUUGACGGGUUAUGAGAGCAAGGUGAUGGAAGAUGCGCACGUAGACGCCGUGAUGAUAUUAGGCGAAGUGUUCCGAUGUGCCGACGCUUAUGAUUUCGCAGCUCAAGAUAUGACGGCUAGAAUACAAAACUUGGUUCCUACAAUGGUCACACAUCGGCUGUGUCCACCUCCAGAAGAAGUGUAUUCUUUACAUAGGAAGUUAUCAGGAGUAUUCCUUUUGUGUUCAAAACUAAAAACCUCAGUUUCUUGCAGGGAUAAAUUCCUAAGUUUGUAUAGCAAAUAUACUAAAUCAAUGUAGUUUUGUAGAGUUGGAAUCUAACACGUUUUGUAACAAAUUUUAAAUAAAGGUUAAUCAAACUGUU